GCUCUGAUCCCAUUGCAGUUCAUCCUGCUCCCAAUCCAGUUUACACUGCUGCCUGCCCCGGUCUCUGCACCAACCCCCAUCCCGGUUCCCACACCGCUUCCAUCCCAGUCCCCACGUCGAUCCUGCUGCAGUCUUUGCUGACCCCCCGCCCCCCCAUCGCUGCCCCCCGCUGCCAGUCGUGCUGACGUCUGUGUGGCACAGGGGUGAUCCUCUACAUCCUGCUGGUGGGAUACCCGCCCUUCUGGGACGAGGACCAGCACAAGCUGUACCAGCAGAUCAAGGCGGGCGCCUACGAUUUCCCCUCCCCCGAGUGGGACACGGUCACCCCCGAAGCCAAGAACCUCAUCAACCAGAUGCUGACCAUCAACCCCGCCAAGCGCAUCACGGCCCACGAGGCCCUCAAACACCCGUGGGUCUGCCAACGCUCCACCGUGGCUUCCAUGAUGCACAGACAGGAGACGGUGGAGUGCCUGAAGAAGUUCAACGCCCGCAGGAAGCUGAAGGGUGCCAUCCUCACCACCAUGCUGGCCACCCGGAACUUCUCAGUGGGCAGACAGACCACCGCGCCUCCCUCCAUGUCGGCCGCCGCGGCCCCCCUGGGGCUGGUGGAACAAGCAGCUAAGAGCCUGCUCAACAAGAAGGCUGACGGCGUCAAG
Messenger RNA from Lagopus leucura (white-tailed ptarmigan), 656 nucleotides. RefSeq names its product calcium/calmodulin-dependent protein kinase type II subunit beta-like. Lineage: Eukaryota; Metazoa; Chordata; Aves; Galliformes; Phasianidae. The annotation marks the transcript as partial. The record is from RefSeq and is a predicted model, not a curated record. The transcript is spliced from 6 exons.